Messenger RNA from Bufo bufo (common toad), 888 nucleotides. RefSeq names its product E3 SUMO-protein ligase ZBED1-like. The record is from RefSeq and is a predicted model, not a curated record. Gene Ontology annotation, molecular function: protein dimerization activity. NCBI's taxonomy places the organism in Eukaryota, Metazoa, Chordata, Amphibia, Anura, Bufonidae. The transcript has 2 exons. The coding region runs from base 9 to 794 and encodes 261 amino acids.
UAAAGCCAAUGAAGGAUGCAACCAUGCUGAUGUCAGAAGAGCGCAAUCCAACAGUUUCUCUCAUUGCCCCUAUAAAUGCACAACUUCUCCAGAGCAUGACAGACACGAUGGGAGACACACCCAUGAUCCAUGAGAUCAAGAAUUCUAUUAGAACAGAUCUCCAGAAGAGGUACAGCAGUGAGGCCGAGAAGAAGAUCCUUCAUACAGCCUCUGCACUGGAUCCUCGCUUUAAGGGACUGCCUUUCAUCCUCACAGAUGAAGAAAGAUUGGAGAUAUUUAAAGGAGUCACUGAGGAAGCUGCAUCCUUGGAGAUUACAUCAGAUGAGAGUGAGAGGACACAAGAGGAUCAUCAAGUGCCUAGAAGAAAACAAACUCUGGAAGAAGAGGACAGUUCACCCAUCGAAGACAACCAUUCUCCACCAUCUCCUCCCAAAAAGGCCAGAUCGCUGCUCGUGAGUUUGCUGGGACAGUCUUUCACUGACACUGAAGGUACAAUAGAACCCAAAAAGACCCCCUAUGCCAAGGCUGAAGAGGAAAUGGAAAACUAUUGUAAAGCCCCACCUCUGCCUCUCACUGAGGACCCUUUGAACUGGUGGCGUGAGCAUGAGGUCAUAUUUCCCCUCCUUUCUCGGCUGUCAAAGCAAUACUUGUGUAUCCCAGGUACAAGCGUGUCUGCAGAGCGGGUUUUCUCCACUGCAGGAGAUGUGGUAACUGCAAAAAGAAGCGCCCUCAAACCAGACCAUGUAGAUCAAUUGGUGUUCUUACAGAAAAAUCUACAUGUUCCCAAAUGCUGAGCAGUGUUUUUAAUUUUAUAGAUUUUGUUUAUAGCAUUGUCUCUGCCACUGAAAUUUUUUAUUUCUCUGUCUCCCCUGCCAGACUCCCCUUUUC